Molecule: messenger RNA, 2430 nt
Organism: Populus trichocarpa (black cottonwood)
Lineage: Eukaryota; Viridiplantae; Streptophyta; Magnoliopsida; Malpighiales; Salicaceae
Exons: 12
Coding region: 198-2024 (608 amino acids)
Biological process (GO): attachment of GPI anchor to protein
Cellular component (GO): GPI-anchor transamidase complex
Source: RefSeq, a predicted model, not a curated record
AACAGAACCUUAGCUUGUGCACAUUAACAAAUUUCAAGCAUAGUGCACGGUCGGAUUUAAUAACCAUGCUAUAAAAUCUUAGAGAUAAAGUAAAGUGUCUCAUUCUCCGUUGUUUAAUGGAUGCAGCGGCUUCACAGCUCGUUGAUCAAGAAAGAAAGAAGAGCAAGAGCAUCAAGCACUAAUCAGUGAUCAAUAACAUGGCAGAAGAAAUCACCGAAUCUCCAAAUGACCCACCACCAGAAACACCGCCAACUCCACCAUCUGAACCGGAAUUCGACUCGAAAACCAUGCGCAGAACAAAACCGGGGUUGAAGCGCCUCUUCCUCACUUUCACAGUCCUUGUCUCCUUCCUUUUAGGUUUCCCUUUUUUAUUCAAAUCCGUUGAGAUCUACCGCUCUCCGCUUCCUUUCCACGACAUCGAUAGCCUCUCAAACGACGUCGUCUCCAAUCCAUUCCUCUUUCCUUGCCAUUUCCAAGCCAUUCUUGUCCCCUCCGAUCCCAAAUCUUCUUCAAUUGACCUAAAUUUAGACGAGCUUGAACUCUCAAUUCGCUCUAAGAUUACCAAAUUAGCCUCCAAAGGAAUAGCAUCUCAAUGCGGAGCCUGCACCAACAACUUCACUCUCUCGCUAACCCUAGACGACGGGGAUUGCACGCAAUCUUCGUCUAAGUUUUACAAGUGCGGCGCGAUCCGAGCCGUUGAUUUGGAUUUCGGUGACGAUGAGAGUGUCGAUGAAGCUUUGGAGUCUGCUGGUUUGGAUUCUGGCGGGAAAGUGUAUAGUGUGGUGGUGGUGGUGAAUGGAGAUGGUGUGGAUGGAGUGAAAGUGGUUGUUGGGAAGUACCGGCACGCUUGGAUUGUAGGGAGGGAUUGGGGAGUUGAAGAAGUGGCAGAGAGAUUGGCGGAGAUUUUUGUCAGAGUGUUUGUGAAUGGCGGGAGAGAGGAAGGGUUGAUUCAUGGGGAGUUUAUGCCUGUUGGUGCUGAUGGGAGGAUUGUUCUUUCGUUUAACUUGCUCAAUGCGGAUCCCAGUGAUUGGACUUACGAUUGGGAUUUUCGGAAAAUAGAUGAAACUCUGUUGGCUCCUAUGAUUGAUGCGUUGGGACCGAUAGCAAACAUAAGCGUGGAGAGCCAAGUUUUGUACCAUACUCCAAAGUUUUCAGUUUCUUCUUGGGAUGAAAAAUUAGGUGGCUAUAUUUUUAGUACAAAGGAUCUUCCUUUCUUUGUGAACUCAAAUGAGUGGCACUUGGAUACUUCUAUUGCUGCUGGUGGGCGAUCGAAAAUCUUGCAAUUUGUGGUAUAUGUGCCAUCUGCAAAGGAAUGUCCCCUUCUUCUGCAGCUUCCAAAUGGAGAGAUUUCUAAAACAAAUGCCUUUAUAUCUCCAAUGUGGGGAGGUGUCAUGGUGUGGAAUCCUCAAAGCUGUUCAAGGGAUUCAGACAGUGAGCUUCUUGUUAGGCAUAUAAUGUCUCCUGAGGACCUUCAGAAAGUUUUUGAAGUUUUUGUGGGGCAAUUCCGGCAACUUUUUGGUCUAAAAUCUGGUAGUCUUCAUGUGGGUGCAAUGGGCACGUACAGUCUUUUAGCCAGUGAAAAUGGCUUCACAGAAUGGGAAUUGGAUGUCUUGUCACGGCAACAUACGUGUUUUAAUAUUCACUCAAGCGCCACAACGCUGGGAUCUCUUUCAAAAUUGGUUCAAUCAUUGCCUAGGAUGAUUAUUAUGGAUGAGAUAGGAAAGCAGGUAAAAUUUUCCCUUGAAGCAGCAAAAUUUGCUCGAGUUAACGCCUCUCUUGGAUUUUACGAUGCUUCAGCUGUGUCCUCAAGACAAGCAAGAUCUUUGGCAGAGGAUGCCUUCUUCCACCCAUCAAUCAUGUCUGUCAGCUACUACUCGUUUGAGCACUGUUUUGCAGUGUACUCGCCAUUCUUCUUGCCAGUUUCAAUGCUUGUCCUCCCUGCUGCAUUAAGAGAAUGGAGAAGAUACAAGCAAGAAAAGGCAAAGUACUUGCUAUGGAAGGCUAAAGAAAAGGUGGCAUCUUAGUUACUAGCCGUGGAAGUGAUUUUUCAUGAACAAGGCCCCAUCUGCCGGAGAGAAGGGUUCCAGAUGACAUCGCAGAGGCAAUUCAAUGAGCAAGGGGCUGCACUUUGGGUAUUUAUCUUCCAGUUUGGAUGCUGCGUGUAUCUAAUCAUUUGCUAAUACUUACAGGCCACGUCCUAGUUCCUUCCAAAGGUUUUAAACCCCAUCACAAAUGCCAAAAAAUACCAAACACCCAAGGAAGAAAACUGUUCACAAUACAAGCAAUCAUUGAAUCCAUUUGACCCAGUGAAGGCUUAUUAGAGGCUUUCUAUUUUCUGUGACAAUGGAGGAAUCGAUUGUUUACUGAGAAUUUUCUUGGAGCUGCUGUGUUUAUUAGAGGGCUAUUUAGUGAAGAAGCUCAAGUAUUUUU